This is a messenger RNA of Hermetia illucens (black soldier fly), 1696 nucleotides long. Its product is annotated as zinc finger protein 90-like. Gene Ontology annotation, cellular component: nucleus. Gene Ontology annotation, molecular function: DNA-binding transcription factor activity, RNA polymerase II-specific; zinc ion binding; RNA polymerase II cis-regulatory region sequence-specific DNA binding. The transcript has 7 exons. NCBI's taxonomy places the organism in Eukaryota, Metazoa, Arthropoda, Insecta, Diptera, Stratiomyidae. The coding region runs from base 248 to 1600 and encodes 450 amino acids. Gene Ontology annotation, biological process: regulation of transcription by RNA polymerase II. The record is from RefSeq and is a predicted model, not a curated record.
UAUUGAAGUUUCAUAGCAGUUCGCUGGCAAGCCACACCGAGAAAUCGAGUUCAUCUUGUAAUAAUUGCAGAAUAUCGGCAAAAACAAGAAGCAGCAACCCCAAAUAUAAGUCAAAAAGUGUUUUGAAAACAUUGAACGGGAAAACGGCCGGGCGAGCGUGAUUAUCUUCAAAGUUUCGUGAUUUCGCAGGCAUUCAACAUUUUCAAGCUCGUGUGACAUCCCCAGCGAGAGGAGUUUCCUUGGAACGAUGGAUUUUAAUAUGGAGUGGAAUGUGAUUUGCCGUGUCUGCCUGCAGGAGGGCGACAUGAGAUCGCUGUACGACCGGGACGACAAGGACAUGUUGGUCUGUGAUAAGAUUAUUAAAUGCGCCAAUAUCACGAUAAAGCGCGGUAUGAAUCUCCCAGAACAAAUAUGCAACAAAUGCUACAACGAUUUAGAAAUUGCCUACAGAUUUCGCACAAAUUGUGAAAGUGCCGAUGCAAUUCUCCAGUCAUUCAUCGAUGGUAACGUUGUGACUGAUUUAAUAAUGUCGUCGGAAAAUGGAGAAGUUUACAAAUACAAGCCACCACAAGGACUAAAUGUGAAACGAAUACGACCACUGCCAGUCAAAUUAGAGCCGUCUAGUGAUGGAGAGGAUCAACACAUCGAUAACAUCAUCGUGGAAAAUGGUUUCUUAGAUGGUGAAUGCAAUGAACAAGAAGAAUAUAUCGAGGAAAUGAAGGACGACAGAGAGGAUGCUAUUGAAAAAUUGAUAAUUGAGAACUAUGAAAUGGACGACAAAAAUAUUUGCACUAUGAGACCAGUGAAAACAAACAAAGCCAGAUCGAAAGCUGCAGCCAACAAGAAUAAAUUGAAAGUGGUUCACGCACAAGCGAUAACCACCAAACCAGACGGCACAACCAUCAUUCGUUACCGUAAAAAUGUAGAGGAGCAAAAGCCCUUGAAAAUCUGUGAGAUCUGUGGAAACACCUACAAAUAUAAACAUGCGUUGGAAAGCCACAUGAGGCGGCAUCGAAAUGAGAAACCAUUUUCCUGCGAGAUUUGUGGACGAGCGUUUGUUAUCAAUUUUGAACUUCGGCGUCAUAUGCGAACACACACUGGUCAGAAACCGUACGCUUGUCGAUUUUGUGGUCGAAAGUUCUCAGAUUUUGGAAGUCGAAUUAAACAUGAACGAACCCACACCGGCGAGCGACCAUACACCUGCGAAACCUGUGGAAAAUCCUUUGCAUACUCUCACGUACUUUCAAGUCAUAUUCUAACUCACACAGGAGAGAAACGAUUCGCUUGUUCUAUGUGCGGAAAACGAUUCACAAAAUCUCAUCAUCUCAAAGCCCACUUGAAUACUCACAUGAAAAACUCAAAUAAACACGCCAACUUCCUGCAAGCCACAGCUACCACUACGACAAAGGAAAUCCUCGAACCAACGGAAACACAAAUCAUCUAUGAAACGGCGCCGGAUGACAAAGUCUAUGGGGAAGUGUUGGCCGCGUUGAAUGAUCAACAAAAAAUUGAAGAAUUCGUUGACGAGGAAGAUGUAAAAGUUUUGAUUUCAGAAGAAGAGCAUCGACACGCCAUCGAUUCUAUAAAUAUUCACACAUAAAAUUGGCUUUUUUAAGUUAUUCCUGUGCAUAUGUGAUCGAUGUUCUGAAGCUAUUGUGAUUGGAUUCCAAUAAAUAUUAUUGCUGUUAUUGUUCAA